Molecule: messenger RNA, 2010 nt
Organism: Coffea arabica (coffee)
Lineage: Eukaryota; Viridiplantae; Streptophyta; Magnoliopsida; Gentianales; Rubiaceae
Product: senescence-induced receptor-like serine/threonine-protein kinase
Molecular function (GO): protein binding
Source: RefSeq, a predicted model, not a curated record
UUCGGCAUGUUCACGAGUUCACAAAACGUCGCCAUGUUUUUCUCGUAUGCAAGUCCAUGCUGCAGGAGAAGGCAAAAGGCCGCUGAUUUCCAUGAAUGGUCGCAAUUUAUCUGAAAAAGAGCUUAAGUUUGAGGAACAUGCACGAUGGGAACUUAUACCAGGCAGAUCCAGUUUCAUCAGUAUCGACUGUGGCAUAGAAAAUGGUAACGAUUAUACUGACAGCGAAACUGGAAUUAGUUAUACAUCAGAUGCGCAAUAUGUUGAAAGCGGAGUAAACAUGAAAAUAUCUGAUUUAUUCUUGUCUCAAACUCAAAAUUAUCAAAAGCUGCUGUCAACUGUUAGAAGUUUUCCUGAAGGAAACAGCAGUUGCUACACGCUAAAACCAACAGCAACUGGCGGAGGCAACAAGUACUUGAUUAGAGCAUUCUUCAUGUAUGGAAAUUAUGAUUUGAAAAGUCAACCACCACUUUUCAAACUCUAUCUUAAUGCAAAUGAGUGGGAUGAAGUAAAACUGGACAAUGCAUCUCAGAUUCUGAUCAAAGAAGUCAUACAUAAUCCUCCUACAGAUUAUAUACACGUCUGUCUUGUCAAUGUUGGCUCCGGAACACCUAUUAUUUCAGCACUUGAGAUAAGAGAGUUGAGCAACACCAUCUAUGAUACUAUGUAUAAUGAUUCGCUAAUCCUCUACAGAAGGUUAGAUGAAGGUGCAAGUUCAACGAUUAGCAACAAAUUCCAGAGGUACCGGGAUGAUUUCUAUGAUCGUAUAUGGGAAGUCCCUGACUACCGGCCUGAUUGGGAACCAAUUAACACAACUUCUUACAUUACUGAAGAAUAUCUUGACAACGCCUAUAAACCUUCACCAAUCGUCAUGAGCACUGCAGUCACGCCUGCGCAUGGAAGUUCGUUGGUGCUGUCUCAAAAUGUUGAUCGAAACCAACAAUUCUACUUGUACAUGCAUUUCCUCGAGGUGGAAGAUCUCCCAUCGACUCAAAUCAGGAAGUUUGCCAUAUAUGUGAACAAUAAAAUCUGGUCCGACCCUGUUGUUCCAGACAGUGGUCCAGAUACCAUCUACAGCACAUACUCUCGGGGUGGUGCUGAUACCCUACUGUUCUCAAUCAUUAUGACAAAUGAUUCUACACUUCCUCCAAUUCUCAAUGCCGUAGAGUUCUAUAUCCGCAAGAAAUUCCCUAUCUUGCCUACAAAUCAAAGUGACGUUGACGCCAUGAUCAGCAUUAGGUCAACGUAUGGUGUAAAGAAAAAUUGGCAAGGAGAUCCAUGUGUACCCGAGGAACUUAGGUGGGAUGGACUAGACUGCAGCACCAAUGAUCAGGGUUUAUACAGAAUCAUUUCAAUGAACCUAUCCUUCAGUGGGUUAGCCGAUGAAAUCACAUUCUCAUUGUCUAAACUUGAUUCACUACAAAGCUUGGACAUGUCUCACAAUGACUUGACAGGAACAAUUCCAGAUUUUUUGGCCUACAUGCCUUCCUUAAGAACAAUUAACUUAUCUGGAAACAAGCUGGAAGGCUCAGUUCCUGCACUUCUUCUUGAUAAAAUGAACAACGGGGCAUUGGCACUCAGUUUGGAUGGAAACCCGGAUCUUUGUUUAUCAGGCCCUUGCAAGAAGAAGAAGUCUCAUAAGCAGAGACUGAUCGUUAGCAUCGUUUUACCGACCAUAUCAUGUCUUCUUGGCAUAGUAAUCGGGGUAGCGAUUUUCAAGCACAGAAUAAAAGCCGCCUCAACGAAGGGUACUCCUUGAUAUCUCAACUUUUCAAAAUUGCACUACUACUCCUUUCAAAAGCAUAAUAUUUUUGUUUGACAUACAAUUUUAUAAAAUUCGAGGGUUCAAAACAUAGCCAAUUGCAAUGACAGGAGUGAUUCGAGAUCUUUGUUAACUUAAACAUCGGAACACUGAUGUAGUACAAGAAAUGCCCAUGAGUCUAUGAGGAAUUUGGUUGUAGGGGUAUGAAAUUGAAAUGGGAUGGUUAUUUUAUCAAUUAUUGUGUUUGGAAA